Molecule: messenger RNA, 5103 nt
Organism: Leishmania braziliensis MHOM/BR/75/M2904
Lineage: Eukaryota; Euglenozoa; Kinetoplastea; Trypanosomatida; Trypanosomatidae
Product: putative phosphatidylinositol (3,5) kinase
Exons: 1
Coding region: 1-5103 (1700 amino acids)
Biological process (GO): phosphatidylinositol phosphate biosynthetic process
Cellular component (GO): endosome membrane
Molecular function (GO): metal ion binding; 1-phosphatidylinositol-3-phosphate 5-kinase activity
Source: RefSeq, a predicted model, not a curated record
AUGCGAACAGAUCGCUCUCUAUGGGUAGAGGACAAGUAUGCACUGCGAUGUCGCGGGUGUGCUGAGAAGUUCACCGUCUUUCGCCGUCGCCACCACUGCCGCAGGUGUGGUCAGGUAUUCUGCUACGAGUGCCUCAAGCCUCCACCAACAGAAGCUUCCGUACCGCAGAGCAUAAUAUUCAAUGUUUAUCAGUGGCUGGCGCCAACGCUGGCUACGCCGAUAAGCACGCGAACAUCGGCCGAGGUGCCGAAGACAACAGGGAAAUGUAACGCCGUUAGUAGUAGUCGCGAUGGGGCUUCUGUUGCUGCGGUAGCAGCAGCAGCGGCAGCUGCGGAGCUUUCCAUGCUUCUCUGUUGUCGCUGCGCUGCCACCGUGGCGAAGAACGCUUCGCGCGAAGCCUCGGCACCGCACGCCGAGUUCCCAGCCUCGUCACUCACAGGCAACAGCGCGGCCCAAUCUCUGUCGAACGUACCGUCACCGCUUAUGCUGAGUGUACCACUGCCGUGUCUGUCGUCACCGAAGCUGGAGACGCCGAUUCGGCUCGACGGAAGGAGUCCCCCUGAGGAGGCGCUGUCUCCCACCCCACUGCGUACACUACCUGCGGUGGAAAUGGCGCGCCAGUUAGCAGCCUCGGAUUCCUCUAACAUCGUGGCCCCCGAGUCUGUGGGCUGCACAGGAACACAUGCAGAAACAGAAGAGGAGCGCGAGGUCACGUACUCUAUCGGGCGCGUUUGGCGCCCCCCACCGUCGAUCAUGGCGCAGUGGUGGGUAGCGCAUCAGCAAGCCCUGAAGGACAGGGCAGCGCGCACCUUCCCAGGGCAGCAAACAAGUCCGUGUGCAUCCACCUUGGAGAGCGCCGGUGCACUUGUGCGGACGCUUAGCGACGACCCCGUCAGCUUUGACGUGCGCUUUUUCCUGGGAGCAGAUAUGACGCAGCUGGCAUUGGACUCCAAGGGCUGCGUACUGGGGAGCGCAACGGUCAUUGCGAUGGCCGACGCACCUGCGUCGCUGCACGGAUUCCUGAGCGACUUCGGCGCCGCGUGCACAACCCACCUCAAGGCGCGCAUUCAACACACCCUUCAAGCUUAUUUCCCCAACACUCACGGAUCGCGACUAUGUCGCCACCUAGCUGAUGUUGCCUGGCAUAUCGUGCACCACACUGCUGUCGCCCUCGGUGCCAGUGUGUUUGACCACUUGUCCAUCUUCUCUAUCCUGAGCCCCGCGCAGCCCGUGCAGUGCAUCGUGUACCCGGGCCUAGUGAACCGUCGACCUCAUCCUUCCAAGCGGGUCAUGAGCCCGUGCGAUCAUCCGCGCGUGCUGCUGCUUGCGGGGGACCUCUCCUAUCCAGUGCAGCCAGCCGAGGACCUCGUUGACUACGUGCAUUCCUACAGCGGCUACCUGGAUAAGUUGUUCCAGCGACUGGUGAUGUGGCAACCGGACGUGAUUGUUGUCGAAGGCAACAUGCACCAUUACCUGCGUGCGCGUAUCGAGGCGGAGGACCAGAUGCGCCUCGUGCUAGACGUUGGUCGUGAAUUUCUCGUGCAGCUCUCCUGGUGCUUGCAUGCUGACAUCAUUGCUGAUCUUCAGUACGUCGGCGUGGGCGACUUGGCCACCACAGCGCCGCUGGGUCACUGCGCCCGCUUCGAGGUGCUUGAGUUGGCAGAGGAAGUGUGCUGCUGCAGCUUCCGCGGCUUCGACGCGCUCUCCUUUCAUACCCUCAUCCUCCGCGGCGAGCGGCAGUGGGAGGCAAUGGAACAGGUAGUAAGGGAGGCAGUCGCCGUUGCCUAUCACCUGGCCCUGCAGGCAAACGGCGCCGCUGCACUUGUACGCAAAGGGCUCUCUAUUUCGGUGAGUAGCGCGACGGCGACCGCAGAGGAAGCCGCCGCAGCCGCUGCCAUCACGAUGAAUGUGGGGUGCCAAUUCCCGUCGUCGGUGCAGUCUGCAUGCCGCAACGCCGCGAGCCCCGCUGCACUGUCCACCCUGAAGGACAACAUCGUGGUGAACAUUGUGCACAUGGACCACCUAUUCGAGGGGGGAACUGGCGGUGGUAGUGGCGCCGGUAAUUCCGUCAACGGCAGGUCGGCGGUGGCGGUGGCAAGCGCCGUCAUGAGCACACUGGCCAAGUCACGGAGCUCCGAGCUGCCCAUCGAGCGCGGUGCUUCUCGUGGCCCGGUCACCCGUUUCCAAGCUAGUUCACACCUCGAUUUGCCUGCCAGCAGCGCUGACACAGCGUCACCCAGCGCCCCCUUGUUGGGUCCGCCUCUCGGACGCGCUGAGGCGCCAGCGGCCAAUGCCUACGCUGUGGUGCAACAGAAAUCGGUCUUGACCUUCUACGGUGCCGGAGACGAGCGCCUCUUCCACUUUCUGGUGAACCGCUGCGCCGGGACGGAGUCACAGGUACUCUACUUGCACGGUGCGCAUCGAGUGAAGGUGACCACGUCGACCAGUGCCUCUCUCCCUUCGGCAGCAGCCACACUCACUGACAGCGGUCUCGCGGGCACUUUGGGUGCCGCGCAGAUGUUGGCGUUUCACAAGGUCACCGCGCAGCAGAGCGCUGCGAGGGCGUUGACUGCGGCGGAGCCGCUGGACACUUACGCAAUCGCCGCCUUCGUUGCCCAUCUGAGGGGUUAUUUCUCUCUUCGAAUUCGCGUGGUGAACGAGGAUGUCAGGGUAGCAGCAGCGGAUGCGGCGACCGUGCCCGCCGCCCCGGUUGACGCCAUGAUCGACGUCUGCACUCCGCACCUUCUGAACCUCUCCACAGCCGCCUUCCUGGAGUGGGUGCUGUACGGCUGGAUACCUGCGCUGUCAAGGCACUCGGCGCAGUCGGGUCUACAGCUCCACUUCCAGUUCCAUUCCCUAGGGACGGCUGCGCAGCAGCAGCGCCAACCCAGUCCUGCCAAUAUCUCCGCCUACCCCAAUACCGUGACGUUCUUGAUGGAGCGAGUGCCUCUGUCGCGCAUCGAAUACCCGCCACCCGUGAUGCCACGCGCCAUUCCCGCACUGGAGGCGAAGGGAUCCUCUGAGGAGCAUCCGAUUGGCAUCGAGGAUUACCUCUAUGCUGGGAGCGACGCCGAUGAACUGGAGGGUCUUCUCGCUGAGCUGCAACAGGCAACGCGCGCUUCUUUGGAUCGAACGGAACAGCAAGAGAACACCCAAGCAGAUGUGCUGACUGCAGAAUCUCCGAUAAGCACUGCCAGCUCUGCUGUGGAGGCGGAAGGAAAGGCAUCCGCCGCCGCCAGGACGUCCUCGAUGCCCACUGGGGAGGGUGCCUCGAGCGACUUGGGCCAGCUAUGCGAAGCUGUACAGCAUGCACUUUCAGCCCUUCACGAUGCACGCCAGCGUGGGCAGCUGGAUGUGGCGCUACUCCUCGCCAACAUGCGCAGACAUCUGCUUCCCGAUCUUUUCGCCGCGUAUCGCGGCUGGUACGUUGCGCAGCGGAAGUCCGGUGCAAAGGGUGCCACCAGCACCUCCACAGACGCCUCCGCAGCUGCCGGGCCUGAAUGCCCCUCAUCUCUUCACCGACUGGACGGAUGUCUGUAUCACAAGGAGCGCUCGCAGUGGAUUCGCCUGGCUGAGCCAUCCAGCAUCCUUGCCGCAGCCCUGCUGCACUUCUAUCGUCCCGUUCCACCCAGUACGUCUUGCACCCCAUCGAGCACAAAGGACGCAGCUGCAGGCAUGGAGUUGGAACUAGUCAAGUCGGUCAGCAGCGAAGCAGCUGUGGCAGUACCCACCGCACACCACCUCUCCUUUGCUGCCGAUAGCACACUCACUACAUCAUCACUGAACAUGAACUCGGCAACACGGUCAGAAAAGCUGCAGCCCUUGUCGAUGAUAGGCCAACUGUCGCUAGAGGAAGCGCUCGAGGUGCUUCGCCAAAGCAGCAGAGCAGAUGCGGCAUCAUCCACCUCCCUGAAGUGGACACUUUCUGGGUAUCAGUGUGUAGUACACCCCGGUGUCGGUGGACCUGCUGGACUCGCUGGUGGGGCAGUGGCGACGAUCAGCAGCGCCGCCAGUGUGGCAAGCAUGAUCGGUGGCGGCACCAGCAACGCCGAUCCUAUCAUCACCGUAGACGUGCUCUUUCCCCGAAGCUUUGCAGCCCUUCACGUGCUCUACACAGACGGCGCUCCCUUUGAUAUCUGUGCCGCCCUGGUGCGAUGUCGCCCCUUUAGCACCGACGGCGGCAAAUCGCACUCAAGGUUCUUCGUCACACAUGAUGGACGCUUUCUCAUCAAGUCUGUGAAACCGAUGGAGCUGCGCCACUUCCGAGAGUGGGCGCCGCGCUACUUUGCGAGGAUGGCGGACUACUACGCGUCGUUGCAACAGCAACAGCAGCAUCCGUCGCACUCGUCGGGCGGUGAGGCCAGUGCGCCCCUGCUCGACGCUCAGACGACACUGGGCAAAAUCAUGGGCCUCUAUGCUGUUCAGGUGCAAGGGUCGCGCAGCAGAGCUGCGGCGCCGCCCACCACGUCCACUAGCUCAGUGCCCGGUGACACCACACCGCAGCUGCAGAACCUCCUCACAGACGGGACGCAUUGCUUCAUGGUCUCCGAGCAGCUUCUCUUUCAACGACCAGUGCGAGAGAAGUGGGACCUGAAAGGCAGCCAGCGCAACCGCACGACAGAGCAGACGGCUGCCGUACGCCUUGACGUGGACUUCGUUCAAGAGCGUCUACGGCUGGGCAACUUCUUCUUUUGCACACCGGAGGUGAAGCGUCUCUUGAUGGAGCACCUCUCUCACGACACCGCGCUGCUGGCGGAGAGUGGCAUCAUGGACUACUCGCUCAUGGCCUCCGUGGGCGACGGCAGCGUGUGCGUGGGCAUCAUCGACUAUUUGCACCCCUACUCCUCCGCCAAGGUGCUGGAGUCGAAGGUGAAGUCUGGCCUAGACACAAUGCUCGGCUACACUCGCCACGACCCAACCAUCAUCGACCCGGCAAGCUAUGCGGCGCGGUUUAUGCGCUGGAUGGACGGUUACUUCAACGGUGUCCCGGAUCGACUGGACCCGCUCACCCAUGUGCAGCAGCUGAAGGAGCGCCGGGAAAGUGGUUUGGUCCAGAAGCGAUACCAUUUUUCACCCCUGUCCCGUGAGACGGGAAAGAGGUAG